Labeo rohita (rohu) is the source of this 1805-nucleotide messenger RNA. RefSeq names its product interferon-induced protein 44-like. The coding region runs from base 46 to 1413 and encodes 455 amino acids. The transcript has 8 exons. The record is from RefSeq and is a predicted model, not a curated record. NCBI's taxonomy places the organism in Eukaryota, Metazoa, Chordata, Actinopteri, Cypriniformes, Cyprinidae. Gene Ontology annotation, molecular function: GTP binding.
CUUGACAUCCUGCUGGUGUAUGAAUCCUGAUCGUGUACGAAUUUUAUGUACAAAGAUACAUCUAAAUGCAUGAACCCCCUCACUUCAAAAUUAUCAGAAGAGAAAAGGAAGAAGAUCUGUGCCUUACUGGGGAGUGUGAAACUGACGCUUCUCUACAAAGCUUCAGUUCAUGGAUAUCAAGCUUCUGCCUUCCACCAGAGAUGUGACAAUCAGGGUCCCACUUUACUUGUAGCCUACAACAAUUCAGGCUAUGUCUUUGGUGGAUACACCAGUGUAGAUUAUGCUCGAAGUGGCCGGGAAAUUACAGAUGAGGAAGCUUUCCUGUUCAGCUUUAAAAGUGGAAGUUCUAACUACAUCAAAGUUAACAGUGGAUAUAACGCACGUUAUGAUGACGCUAAAUGGCCCAACUUUGGUCAGCAGUUGUACUUUUGCUACAACAACCAACCAGUUGUGUAUCAUCAAGGAGGGCAUGCAUUCAACAUCAAUACCUCAUCAAUGUACGGGAAUGACGGUCAGCUGACUGAAUGUGAGGUGUAUAAAGUGGAACAAGAGCCUGAAGUCAGUGUUGAGGAGAAACCAUGGAGGAAUGUUUUAUGGACACCUGAACGAAGAGCAGAGCUCAUUGGAUUGAUCAAAAAUCAUAAACCCCUGAUGACGUCUGUGAGUCAAGUCAGAAUCCUAAUGAUUGGUCCUGUAGGUGCUGGAAAAUCCAGUUUCUUUAACUCCAUCAACUCCAUCUUCACUGGUCAUGUGACUAGUAAAGCCAUGUCAGGAUCUGCAGGCACAAGUUUAACUGUACAGUUUCGCACAUAUCCAGUGAAUGAUGGUCGUGAGGGAAAGCCGUUGCCAUUUGUGUUGUGUGACACCAUGGGACUGGAGGAGCAAUCAGGUGCAGGACUGGAUAUUGAGGACAUCAGCAGCAUUCUUCAAGGUCACAUACCAGACCGCUAUAAAUUCAACCCCAUGGCACCGUUUCAACUUGACGAGCAAAAGGCCUCCAGACCUGCAUCUCUACAGGAGAAGAUCCACUGUGUGGUGUACGUGAUAGACACCACCAAAAUCUCCCUCAUGUCCAGCAAACUACAAGAAAAACUUGCUUCCAUACGCAGAAAAGUGAACUCACUGGGCAUUACUCAGAUCGUCUUGAUGACCAAAGUAGAUGAAGCAUGUCCUAAGGUGGAGAAAGAUCUUCAAAGUGUUUAUCUCAGUUCCUACAUCAAGUCAAAGGUUCAGGAGGUGAGCUCUCGGUUGGGUGUGCCGGUGUCUUGUGUGUUACCGGUGAAGAACUACAGUCAGGAGCUGGAGCUGGAGCUCAACUGUGACGUCCUGCUGCUCACCGCUCUACAGCAGAUGCUUCGCUUUGCAGACGACUAUUUUGAUGAUAUACGUUCUUUGGAGGGCAACCCUAAAUAAAGUUCUUUCUCAGUACUUGCAGCUGACAACAGAUCAGAAAAAGACCAAAUCGAAAGCAUUGCGAUUUAUUUACAUAACGUAAAGAAAUUCUCUGUCAUUUGCUUUUAUGCAGAAACAUUCUCUACUCUUAUGGUAUAGAAUUUCAUUGAGCUACAAAAAAGUUUACUUUUUAUUUUUAAUAUUAAGCAUACACUUACAUCAGUAGUGUACUGAUGUAACUGUAUGCUUAAUAUUUUAUUUGGUUUUAGAACUUUCACUCAAUUUCUGUAAUUUCUCUGUACUUUUACUUUUUUGCUUCUAUCAUAGUGUAUAUUACAGGAUUGUAAAUUCUUCAUUUUUGUUAUUAUGUCCUGUGAUUUUAUGAUCUGUAUGAGGACUAAUAAAGUUUGACU